Molecule: messenger RNA, 309 nt
Organism: Puccinia graminis f. sp. tritici CRL 75-36-700-3
Lineage: Eukaryota; Fungi; Basidiomycota; Pucciniomycetes; Pucciniales; Pucciniaceae
Exons: 2
Coding region: 1-309 (102 amino acids)
Source: RefSeq, a predicted model, not a curated record
AUGCCCGACUAUGGCUUCUAUUCCUGGCCGGAACCUAAGGUCGGCAGGAUGGUCAAGGUGCACGAUAAAACCGCCAAACGCGAGGCUUCCUUGUCUUGGGAUUCCAGAAUCUCCAAGGUGUUUUGGAGGGGCGCUAUUGUCGUUAAAUUGCGUGAACAAUUACUGGAAGUAUCAAAAGGCAAAUUGUGGAGUGACAUCAAGCUGAUUGUCUGGCAAAACUUGAAUGGCAGACUCAAGAUGCCCGAGGAUCAUUGCAACUACAAGUUCCUGGUCCAUACCCGAAGAAUAUGCGUAUUCAGGCCCUGCUGA